Messenger RNA from Cooperia oncophora, 1149 nucleotides. The record is from the annotation of a GenBank genome assembly. Lineage: Eukaryota; Metazoa; Nematoda; Chromadorea; Rhabditida; Trichostrongylidae.
AUGACGGCACUUUUUCUGCUCUUUCUUCAUCGAAGGAGCACUACCAGUAAUGACUGGCAUAAAACGGCAAAUUUCUCAUUCGCCUGGUUAUUGCCUUACUCUUUAUCUUCUCGACGAUGGUCUAUGCCGGCUUUCUGUGGGAAUAAGUCGAACCCCCAAGACCUGCACAAACAUCCGAUGGAGGAAAACUCUGUGGCCCCAGAGGAUUCUAUGGAAUACACAGAUCGUUUUGUGGAAUUCAUGAAAAAGUUUGGCAAAAAUUAUAAGGACAAUGCAGAAAUGCUGAGGCGAUUCAAGACCUACGAGAAGCACAUGAGAGAAGUGUCGGUACUGAACAAAAAUAAAAAAUCCAAUGCCCAGUUCGGAGAAAACGAUCUGAGCGAUUGGACCGAUGAGGAGUUCAGAAAGUCCCUUUUACCGCUGUCAUUCUACAAACGACUACGGAAGGAGGCCACAUUCAUUCGAAAUGAUCCCCCGAAGCUUGAGCGAGCAAUGCCUGCUCCGGAUCAUUUCGAUUGGAGAGAUAAAAAUGUCAUUUCACCAGUGAAAGCUCAAGGGAGCUGCGGGUCCUGCUGGGCAUUUGCAGCUACGGCUACCGUAGAAGCUGCUUGGGCUAUUGGUCACGGUGGUGAAAUGCGAAACCUCUCUGAACAGACUCUUCUCGAUUGUGACCUCGAAGACAACGCUUGCGACGGUGGCGAUGAAGAUAAGGCAUUCCGCUACAUUCAUCGGCAUGGUCUCGCAUACGCUGCUGAUUUGCCAUAUGUUGCUCACCGACAGAAUACUUGUAACGUUAAUGACAACACCACAAAAAUUGAGGUAGCCUACUUCCUGCAUCCUGAUGAACAAUCAAUGAUCGAUUGGCUGGUAGGAUUUGGCCCAGUGAACAUCGGAAUCUCUGUCACACCAGACAUGAAACCAUAUAAAGGCGGUGUGUUCAACCCAAACCCCUAUGACUGUAAGCACAAGGUGGUUGGACUGCAUUCAUUAAUGAUUGUCGGUUACGGUACAACUGAAGCUGGUGAGAAGUACUGGAUUGUGAAGAAUAGCUGGGGUAAUACGUGGGGUGUUGAGCACGGCUAUGUAUAUUUUGCACGAGGUGUAAAUGCUUGUGGCAUUGAAGAUGAGCCUAUAGGUAUAUUGGCUUGA